AUGAACUGGUUUUUCAAUAAAAACAAACCGCCGUCGAAUUCGUGCGAGUGCGACAAUUCCCCGCCGAUUCCGAAUUUCGGGCGAUUUCAGAAUUUCGUACGGAGAAGACCGAUGAAGUAUCCUUACACACUUACCGCCAAAGUCGCCCAAUUUCCUUUAUUGCACUACAUCAAACACAAUUGGGUUUGGAGGUAUUAUAUAGGAGGUCUAAUUCUUUCCGCUCCCGUAUUUUGGUAUAUCACCAAAAUCACUAAUUCUCCCGAGAACGUCGCCAGAUGGGCGGAAAUUAAGCGCAGAGAAAAAGAAGAGCACGAACACAAAUUUAAAUAA
This is a messenger RNA of Phyllotreta striolata, 330 nucleotides long. The record is from the annotation of a GenBank genome assembly. NCBI's taxonomy places the organism in Eukaryota, Metazoa, Arthropoda, Insecta, Coleoptera, Chrysomelidae.